This is a messenger RNA of Histoplasma capsulatum G186AR, 1899 nucleotides long. Its product is annotated as indoleamine 2,3-dioxygenase subfamily. The record is from RefSeq and is a predicted model, not a curated record. Gene Ontology annotation, molecular function: heme binding; metal ion binding; indoleamine 2,3-dioxygenase activity. Gene Ontology annotation, biological process: 'de novo' NAD+ biosynthetic process from L-tryptophan. Gene Ontology annotation, cellular component: cytoplasm. NCBI's taxonomy places the organism in Eukaryota, Fungi, Ascomycota, Eurotiomycetes, Onygenales, Ajellomycetaceae. The transcript has 2 exons. The coding region runs from base 1 to 1449 and encodes 482 amino acids.
AUGCUUCCGCCGCUCCCGUCCCUUGCGGACUACGGCAUCUCCCCCGUCACAGGCUUCCUCCCUCAAGAACCGCCGCUGCAGAGUCUCCCAGAUCCCUACUAUGCAAAAUGGGAGUCGAUCGCCGCCAACCUCCAGGCGCUGCUGCUCAGCCAUCGGUUGCGCCCUACAAUUGACGCCAUGCCAAUCCUGUCGACGGCGAAGCUGAAAACAGAACCAGAGUGGCGAAGAGCUUAUGUUUUGCUGGUGUUCAUGCUGCAUGCCUAUAUCUGGGGUGGUGAUUCUCCUGCUGAGAUAAUCCCCCAAUCCAUCUCAAUUCCCCUCCUCAAAAUCUCCGCUCAUCACGAACUUCCCCCCAUUGCCACAUACUCCGGCGUGUGCCUCUGGAACUACAGGCCUAUUUUCCCCGACGAACCCGCCGACAACAUCGAAAACAUCACCUCACUUUUCACCUUCACCGGCUCCCUCGACGAGCAAUGGUUCUACCUAGUCUCCAUCGCCAUGGAAUCCCAUGGCGCCUCUACCAUCCCCUUGAUGCUCAACGCUAUCGCUGCCGCCCGCCAAAAUAACACCCCUGUAGUUAUAGACUGCCUACGGACCUUCGCGCAACGAAUCCACGAGAUCUCAGACAUCCUCCAGCGCAUGUACGAGAACUGCGACCCGCACGUCUUCUACCACCGCGUCCGCCCUUUUCUCGCCGGCAGCCGGAACAUGAGCGACGCCGGUCUGCCUGAUGGCAUCAUCUACGACGACGGAACCGGCUCGCAGACCCGGCACUACUACAGCGGCGGCUCCAACGCCCAGAGCUCCCUGAUCCAAUUCUUCGACAUAGUCCUGAACAUCGAGCACCGGCCCACCGGCGAGCGGAAGCACAGCGAGAAGCCCGAGCUCUCCCCGCCACCACCGGACGAUGGCAACAGCAGCCCUACCCCCUCGACUAAACGACACAACUUCAUCCUGGAGAUGCGCUCGUAUAUGCCGGGCCCACAUCGGCGCUUCCUCGAGCACGUCGCCAGCGUCGCCAACAUCCGCGACUACAUCCUGAAGCACCGCGCGGACACCGCGCUCUGCGCCGCAUACGACUCCUGCCUCGCCGUCCUGCGCGGCAUGCGCGACAAGCACAUCCAGAUGGUCUCGCGGUACAUCAUCAUCAAGGCCCGCGAGGCGCGCGCACAUGAGGACAAGUCGACCAGCCCCCGUGCGGCGCCUGCUGCGCCGGGAAAGUCGCACGCGGUCAACCUUGCUCGUCCCGUUGCGGCGGCGGCGGCGAAUGGGGUUGGUGCUGAUGUCACGCCAGCGUCUGGGAGCGGAAGCAAGGGUCUCAGAGGGACCGGUGGGACGUCGCUGAUCCCUUUUCUCAAACAGGCGCGGGAUGAGACGGGCGAGUCGGCGGUGGGGUUGCUGGUGGACGAGUUGGCGAAGAAAGGCCCGGCAAGGGUGCCGAGGCCGUAGGUAGCCGGACGAAGCUUGUUGGUGGGGUUCGUGAGAAAUGGAGGAUGACUGAGAGCAAGGUGGGCAAAGGAGCUGUUUUUUUUAUUUUCUUUUUCUGGAUUCGAAUGAGUUUUGUAUAUGAUGAGCUCUUGUUCUUAUGAUUUGGGCUUGCAUUUUUCUUUUGUCACUUUUUCUGCGAUUUUUCUGAUAUAAUGGAUUAGACGUCACGCUCGUCCUAUGUAUGCUACAUCCAUCAUCCUCUUCUCUCAUCUUUUUCCUGUGCGUGGAUGUUUUGGGGAUCUUUUCGCAACGCAUUGAACUCUUGUUGUAUAUACUCUGGCGUACAUAGACUAUCUCUCCUCCAUCCUAUUUCUUUGUUGACGGGUUGGAGCUGUGUCUAUUUUUCACUUCAUGCAGCGUAUACAUCAUUCCUCCCAUUGCGGAGAAUAGAAUAUAUUUAUAUUUUAUAUU